This is a messenger RNA of Cheilinus undulatus (humphead wrasse), 2161 nucleotides long. It is a transcript of the gene sh3bp5b, whose product is annotated as SH3-domain binding protein 5b (BTK-associated). Bases 274 to 1680 code for a protein of 468 amino acids. Gene Ontology annotation, biological process: negative regulation of protein tyrosine kinase activity; intracellular signal transduction. The record is from RefSeq and is a predicted model, not a curated record. NCBI's taxonomy places the organism in Eukaryota, Metazoa, Chordata, Actinopteri, Labriformes, Labridae. The transcript has 9 exons. Gene Ontology annotation, molecular function: protein kinase inhibitor activity. Gene Ontology annotation, cellular component: cytoplasm.
CGGUCAUCUCAGCUCUGAGUUCAGUGUGGAGGGAGAGCUGAGCAAAGACAGACAUCACCGCUGCUGCUGCUCAGCUCUGCUGGAGAUAAACCAGGAUGUCCAUCCUCUGAAAACCACCAUUUAAACCAGUUUAAUCCGACCUGGGGACAUUACCGAGGAGGGGGAAUCUACCGCGUGGCUCCCGGUGGGGACAGAUGAGUCUGCGGUUUUUCUCAGCCCGUUAACGUGCGUCUUUGUUCGGGGUGACAUCCGUGACACCUUCACACCUCCGACAUGGAUCAAUCAGAGAGGGAGAGCAGGUCAGACGACGAGACCGAGUACGAGGACGAGGAGGUGGACCCCAGGAUCCAGGGAGAGCUGGAGAAACUCAACCAGUCCACCGACGACAUCAACAGAUGCGAGACGGAGCUGGAGGAUGCCAGGCAGAAGUUUCGCUCGGUUCUGGUGGAGGCCACGGUGAAGCUGGACGAACUGGUGAAGAAGAUCGGCAAGGCUGUGGAUGAGUCCAAACCUUACUGGGAGGCCCGCAGGCUGGCCAGACAGGCUCAGCUGGAGGCUCAGAAGGCCACACAGGACUUCCAGAGAGCCACAGAGGUCCUGAGGGCAGCGAAGGAGACUAUCUCUUUAGCCGAGCAGAGGCUGCUGGAGGAGGACAACCGACAGUUUGACUCCGCCUGGCAGGAGAUGCUGAACCACGCCACACAGCGGGUGAUGGAGGCAGAGCACACCAAAACGAGAAGUGAGCUGGUUCACAAAGAGACGGCGGCCAAAUACACGGCAGCGAUCAGCCGCAUGAAGCAGCUGGAGAAGAAACUCAAACGUACCAUCAACAAGUCAAAGCCCUACUUUGAAAUGAAGGCGAAGUACUAUCUUCAGCUGGAGAACCUGAAGAAGAACGUGGACGAGCGGCAGGCUAAAUUAUCUCAGGCCAAAGGCGAGUACAAGACGGCGCUCAGGAACCUGGAGAUGAUCUCCGACGAGAUCCACGAGCGACGGAGAAACUCGGCCAUGGGACCCCGGGGACGAGGCGUGGGCGCUGAGGGGGACAGCGUCUCUGGAGACGACACCUCCAGCUUCAAGAUGGAGUCGGAUGGAAUAUCCAUGGCGUCUGUGUGUUUUGAUGAUGAAGCGUGCGGCGGCAGCAGCAUCAUGUCUGAGGAGGACUCAGAGACUCGCUCCAUGUGCAGCCUGGGUUCGUCUCCCAGCAGCCCUCAGGAGCUGCUGUCGCCCUGCCCCUUCACCAGCUCCUCCUCCUCCUCUUCCUCCGGCACAUACUCCUCCGCCUCUCCCUCACCCACCCCCUCCUCCUCCUCCUCCCCCUCUCCUCCCUCACGGCCCUGCAGUCUGGACCUCCCCAGCACCGUGUCGCUGUCCGACUUUGGCCUCAUCUCUCCGGUGCUCGGACCACGGAGCGAGUGCAGCGGAGCGUCGUCACCUGAGUGUGACAUGGAGAGAGGUGACCGAGCAGAAGGCGCAGAGGGCGAUCUGGACAACGCUCCCGCCGUAACCACAACCACAAACAUCAACAUCAACAGCAGCUCCACUCCCAGCACCAAGAAGAGCUUCAGCCUGGAGUCGCGCUUCAGCUUCCUGAACCUGCGCCGCCCACGCACCGACAAUGCCAAAAACACGGACAAGGCCGAGGCGGGACACACUGUGGUGUUAGUCAAAGGGGUGUGAGGACAGAAGGAGGACUGUGGAGAGAUUUCUGACUCUCUGAGAGACUUCAACAAGCUGUUUAUAAGCUAAAACUGCACUCCAUCCUCCAACUCCCCCAUCACAGUGAGACUCUGAAUGUCAUUGUGUUUAUGAAGUGUUCUGUUCAUCUCAGCGGCGUUGUUUCUCCAUUUUCCUUCUCAAAGGACACUGCACCUUAGCACCGUCAGACCUGGGAGAGAAAGAGCACCGUUAUGUUUAGAGUGAGCUGCUGAAGGAGGGAAGACAAGGUUAGAAAAUCAUUUUACUUUAUUGUUUUUCACCAAAAGUACACUAGCAGCCGUGCACAGGCUGGGGACCUUUCUGCUUCGUCUCAAAAAGUACUUUAAAUGUUCAUCAACAAUGGGAAUGUAUGACUGAUAAACGGCAAUGUUCUGCUUUAUUCAACAGUUAGAAGAAAUUAAGUCACACAUAGAGAAAAGUAAAUAAAUAAAUAGUGAUUAAA